Rattus norvegicus (Norway rat) is the source of this 4949-nucleotide messenger RNA. The record is from RefSeq and is a predicted model, not a curated record. NCBI's taxonomy places the organism in Eukaryota, Metazoa, Chordata, Mammalia, Rodentia, Muridae.
UAAAACAGCAGCUCUCUUUAUUGGGGGUGGUGGGUAACAAGGACUUUAUAAACCUGGAGGAGUGGACAGGGUUUCGAAGACAGCCAUUGCCUGCGGCUGUGGUGCUGGGAGUGCUUUAUUUGAAUGAAGAGGAAUUCUGGGUGCUUAAACCGGUAAACUGGCCAAGAGGCUAACUGACUUCCCCAAGAAGUGAGGAUGGAUUGACUUUAGGGCUAUACAUCCUAGAGCUUGCAGGCCAAGAACAGGGAGGGAGGGCUCUUUGCUCCUGAUCUCAAGAUGAGACUUUCGUCUCAAGAUGAGAGUUUUCUGGGUUCUGGAUGCUUGCUCCAGGCUCAUUCUCCUGGGUUGCACCUCACCCCCCACACCCCCCCCCACCAAAGUCUCCACCCUUAGUGAUGAACACCCCACCCUGCCCCCCAGCAGUGAUGGACAACAAGUAGAUUGGUGAUCUGCAGCCUUCAGUGAUGACACUUAGUCUGUGAAAUGUCUAAGAAUGAUGUGGAAAUAAACAGGGCUUAAAUUUUCAGAAGCUAGGUGGAUUCUAAGGUCCAGGUGUGUCCGCUGGGCAGAUCUAGCUUGAAGAAAAAAUUAUACAAAACAAAAAGGAAGGAGCUGUUUCAAUGCAGGGAAAAGGCCAGUGUCUUUGUUCUCUGUACACCCACACCACACACAUCUAGUGCCCAUAUCCAGACGUAAGUAUAAAUGCUGUCUAGAGUGGCUGCAGGCAUCAGGGAAGCUGGCCAAAUGUUCAGUUCAAGUAUUUUAAUGGAGGGGGUCCUUGUGAUGGCAGGGAAGGUCCAAGAGUCUGAAUUUAGCAGAUGAAGCUUCCACUUCACUAGAGAUGCUGGUGAGAGGCUCUGACCGCCCCUCUUUGACAGUCUGUCCCCGGCCUAGGGAGAAUGGCUCCUUUCACUGGCUACCUUGCCUCUGGGCAGGUCAUGGUUGAGCUGAAAGUCACAGAGAGCUCCAGGGAACAGGUAGAAACAGACAUUCUGGAUCCCCCAGGGCCUUUAUCAAAUGCCGCAGUGGAGAAUGGAGUGGGUAGCGGGUAGAACUCCGUGUCAAGCUAUGUCUGGCGUGCUCAACGUCCCACACCUAAUGACUAACACUGUGGAAGGAAGAAAAGUCAAGGAGAUGUCACGGGUCACAGGCAGAGAUGUCGUGGUGACACUGUGAUUCCACGGAAAGACUGAACAUCCCUAGGGGGAUGAUACCAAGGGGAGCAUAAAGGGGGAAUGGGAGAGCUGAGCCCUGUAAGCAAAAUGGCGGGUGAUCGCAAACCCACAGCCCUUCUAGAAAGGGUGGCCUGCUGCCUGCCCCCUUCCACCACAUGUAGAUAGCAUUCCCUUUUUCAAAGGCAGAAUUAAGAGUCCUGAGCAACAUUACAAGCAGCAACCCCAGGUCUGCCUGACCCCCAGACACCACAUCUUUCUCAGUGUAGCACAUCCGUCACUGUUUAAUUCAGCGAUGACCAGCCCUUCACACACAGCUGCUCAGCCCCCUCAGGCAGGUCAUGACCCCAGUGGGAAAGGAUUCACGGAACUGGCCGCACUGACCCAGACUUAACAGAAGCAUCUCCUGGGAGAGAUCUCAGCUAGUGUCUCCUAGCCUCCAUAUCAGUAAAGCAUCUGAUUGGUCUAGUUUGGGCAUCACAAAGAACACCAAGAAGGCUGGUUUGUAAGCUUAGGGGAACGUGAGGAAUGUUCCUCUAUCCAGGACCAUAUGCACAUCUUUAACCUUGACUUCCAGAACCAGGAAGGCCUCCCAGAGAAAGUGUUUUUCACCGGGAGUCCUACAGAUUAAGAUUGCUCUGCGGACAGACCCUCAGUGUGCAGACAAAGAUCCAGGGUCCUCCAGAGUGUAGCUUGCCACAGUCAUUCCCUUGGGCCUAGUGCUCAGCCUGCCUCCACACUGAUAAGCUUCAGGAAUAAAAUCCAGUUUGCUGUGUGACCUUAGCAAUGACUUGGCCUCUCUGAAGGUCCAUCUCCUUCUCCACGUAGUGGCUCAGUCAUCCUACCCUUCCAGGACUGUGCCGGAUUCAACUCAUCCCAUCCCUGAACAUUUGUUGAACACUUCUCAGUGCUCAUGUAGUCCUGGACCUGCAGGACAUAGGCCUGUUGGGGAGAAGAAAGUGUCAGAGCCUCUAAACUGAUCUGAGGACAGAAAUCAUCAGUGAGUAGGGGAGGGACAGGUCAAGGACAGGGAGGGCUUGAGUGGCUCUCUGGUCUAGGAGGGAGAGCAUAGCUCACAGCAGGUGGGGGCCUCCUCACAACCCUCCCUUUAUUCCUUCUCCCACACUCUCCUUACCUGUUGUUAAAAUGCUAAAACUGGGUGAGCAAUGGCCCGCAGUCAUAACAACGCCCUAGGCCACAAGGCCUGGCUGCCAUCUAGAACAGGGAGACCUCUCCCCUGAAACUUUGCAACCUGAAUGACCGGUUGUGGCAAGGAAACUUUUCUCACAUAUUGAUGGCUGCAGAGAACUCUCCCUCCCCCCAUGUCACUUGCUCCUGGUGCCUUUUUCCUCCCCACAACAACCCUCCCCCAACCUCAAGUAGCCCUAGGCUCUGGCCCCACAGCACCCACUCAGCCUCGGAGGUGAGCACAUGGGGACUCUGGAGGCCAGGGAUCUCCUUGGGUGUCAGGUGGGCAGCCAGGGUCUCAAGCAGGUGGGAUUUUAGCCUGGAGAACCCAUGACCAAGGCAACUGUGUGCUGCUCCCCACCCCAACCCUGAAACCAGAUUCUGCCAAGCUUGGCGAUCCAGCCAGACUGUGUGCCCUGGCCCUCUCUCCUCCUCUAAAUGCUGCCUGAUUCUUAGGUGUCUGAGUAUCCACCAAGACUCCUUGCAUCUCCAUCUCCUCCAAACCUUCUACCCCUCACCCUCCACCUCUGCUUCUCUUUCAUUGUUAAUUUUUCCUUCCUUAGCCCUGGGUCAGCUCCAUUUCUUGGAAAACUCUGUUCUGUCCAUGUCUGUCCUAUCCCAGCUCUGCCCUUCUAUCCCGCCUGUCCCCACAUGUACACAGUGGUGGAGGGGGAGGCACAGAAUGCCCUCCAGGUCUCAUCUGGGAGCCCCUGAACCACAAGUCACGUUCAAAGGACCCCGUUGUAUUACAAUACAUAUUUUGUAUCUGGGGAAAAAAAAGUCAUUUGAAUCUCAGAGAUGUUUAAAGGUCUGUAAGAGCUUUCUUGAGGGGAGAGAUGGGUGGAAGGGGCAGACACACAACAAGGUAACAGCUCAGAUUCCUGACUCUGGAGCCCCUGCAGAAGGUUGUAGUAAUAGGUCUUCCCACCGGAGGGUUCCGUAGCUGUUACCACUGUUUAAAUGUGAAGGGCAGAUUCUGCCUCUGUUCUUCCACACAGACAGAGGGAAGCCAGCCGUGCUUGGCCUGAUGCAGUUAGGGCCCUUGUGGGUGUGUAGUACUGUCUCCUGCCUUACUGAGUCCUUGGCAGUUGGACACUGGGGACUGUUGAGAGGGUGUCUGUUAAGAUAGAUUCUUGGGAAGAAAAAAAUUCUAGAGGGGAGGAGAGGAGGGGAAGAAAACCACUACAGAUCAAAAAAGGUCACUUGCCCCAGGCUCCGCCCAGCCCUCCCCUCUCCUAAUCACAAGCGGACCUCCAGGAGACUUUCAAAGUUGCCACAUUACUGGCAACUGCUCAGCUCCUCAGGGCAAAACAGAAGGUUUAAAAAAGGAUGACCCAGACCCCGCCCAGGACACAAGAAAGGAGAAAACUCUGGUUUAAGCUGGCCUCUGAAACAAAGGACAAGAAGUCAACAACCCCUGAGGAGAAUGCUGGGGACCCUGUAGCCACAGAUUCUCUGCAGUCACUAGGUGAAAUACAGGAGCUCUCAAGAUGUUGAGGUAGAAGGGACAAAAGCUGUUCCCCUGCUCACAGGCCAGGUUAAGGCUGACCCCAAGCCAUUCUUCACUCCGACAGGAUGAGAGUGGCAGGUCUGAUUCGUGUUGUGGCUUUCAUUUUCACCGUGGUUACCAUGUGGAUCUUCCUCCGCAGCUAUACCAACUUCAACAGGAAAACCAUCCGUCUGCCACGCUGGCUGGGCAUGCCCCCCAAGGAGACCCACACCCCCAAGUUCAAGUGUGGGCUCAGCAAGAGCUGCCUGAACAACUUCUUCGCAUUUAAAAUCAGCAGUGGAGCUGCCAACGUAGUGGGUCCCUCCAUGUGCUUUGAAGAUGAAAUUAUCAUGAGUCCUGUGCGAAACAAUGUGGGCAGAGGCCUGAACAUCGCUCUGGUGAACGGAACUACCGGACGUGUGAUAAGAAAGGCCAGCUUUGACAUGUACUCUGGAGAACCCCAACCCCUGCUGGACUUCCUCACAGAAAUUCCAGAUAGCACCCUGGUGCUGGUAGCCUCCUAUGAUGACCCAGGGACCAAAAUGAACGACAAAAUCAAGACGCUCUUCACCAACCUGGGGAGUUCCUACGCCAAGCAGCUGGGCUUCCGGGACAGCUGGGUCUUUGUGGGUGCUAAAGACCUCAGGAGUAAAAGCCCGUAUGAGCAGUUCUUAAAGAACAAUCCAGAGACAAACAAAUAUGAAGGAUGGCCGGAGUUACUAGAACUGGAGGGUUGUGUUCCAAAGAAAGUAAUGUAGGAUGGCCACGGCCCUUCUCGCCUAGGGAGUUGACCAAAGAAACACCCAACUGACUUGAGAGCAGAACCCAGGAGUGCUGGGUCCAUGCUGACAGGAGCCGACUGGGAGGAAGAAAGGAGAAGCCAUAUGGGAUGCUCCAGUCAUCCCUGCACAGUGCGACUCACUUCCCCUCUAAGGAAGCAACAGUCCCCCAUGGUGAGCAGCUUUAGGACGGGCAGCCAUGGGGCCUGUGGAACCAGCUGUAGUGGAGAGAACAAGCCCCUUCAAGACUGCCCAUAGUUGUCUCCGGGAGGACUAGCUGCCUACCCUUACUUGAGCAAGAUUAAAUUCUAUUUUUGCUGA